This is a messenger RNA of Pangasianodon hypophthalmus (striped catfish), 1976 nucleotides long. RefSeq names its product syncoilin, intermediate filament protein (gene sync). The transcript is spliced from 4 exons. Gene Ontology annotation, cellular component: intermediate filament. Bases 168 to 1481 code for a protein of 437 amino acids. NCBI's taxonomy places the organism in Eukaryota, Metazoa, Chordata, Actinopteri, Siluriformes, Pangasiidae. The record is from RefSeq and is a predicted model, not a curated record.
AAACAGAGCCUAAGUUGCCUGGGUGACUCGGCAGUCUGGGAGAAAGAAACCAGAUGUCCCGUGUCUCUCCCUUAUUUUCUGACUUCUACUGGCUCUUUCUCACUACUUGGAUAUUGCACUGAGACUGUCGGGGAAAGAAACCUAAUGACCGUGGUAACAAGCUGAAAAUGGCUGACGAAGAUAUUGACUUGGAGGAACCCUGUGGGUCUUUUUCUGAGCCCAAGGAAAAACAUAAUCCAUUAUUUAUUGAGGAAGAUGAUGAAGACUACUUUGAAGAUUGCUUGGAGGAGAUAGAGGCUGCCCUUGCUCUUCCUGGUGAUUCCAUGUCCUAUUCACAGAAAUGUCAGGAACAUUUGAAUGCUGAAUUUAAUGUACUUAUGAGACAGAUGCUGGCACAGCUAGAUGAAUUUGAAGCCACCCAUGAGACCAAAUCUACUCUACCAGCUUUCUUCGCAGAAAGAGAGAACAUGUUAGUAACAAAUUGCUUCAACGAUAGUGGCGAGUAUGAAGACUAUAUUUCAGACACAGCAGAAUCUAUGGCAGUAGUUGAGCCCGAAGGCGGCACUGUUGAAACAGGACCAGAGCUGUCUGCAACCACGGAGCUAAAGGAGCUGGGGACAACUUUUGAGAGCUGCAUUGAGGAGGUGAGCCGACUAGAGCGCAGGAAAGAGGAGCUAGUGCAGGAGCUUUUGGAGCUGGAGAAGCCCAUGGAGGAGGAGACUCAUGCUUUGAGAAGAGAGCUGGAGGAGGCCCAGAAGCUCCUGUCCAAGGCCAAGCUGCAGAAGCAGAAUUUGCUGGAUGAGAUGCGACUCUUCAAGAGACGCUUGUUUGUUGCUGCCAGGGACUGUGCACAGAGCCAGAUGACCUUGGUCAUACAGCAGAAAGAAGUGGAGCAGCUAAAGGAAGAACAGGAUGAGAUGAAGGCCUUUGUUGAGAAGUUAAUAAAAGUCAUUGAACAGCUUCAUUCUGAACACCAAAGCCAAGUGCAGGCCCUACAAAAUCAGAUGGACAACAUGACCCAGGAAUCCAGCAAGGACAAGACACACUCGUACCUGUCCCAAGGCCGACGUGCAUCCCUCGACCUACAGCAGUACCUGCAGGGUGGAAUCAAAGCACUGGAGGAGUGGUAUGAGCCCAGACUGGUGGCCUUACUAAAGAGACGACAAAGCAGCACUGAUGCUUUAAUAAAGUACAGGGAGCAGUGCCAAGAGCUGAAAACCCAACUGGGGCCCCUAAAAGAGGAAGAGCAGAGGCUGGGACUAGAGAGGGCCCGACUGGAGGAGCGCAUUCAUCUGAUGGAGAAGCAGAGAAAGGAAAAUGUGGAGCAAUACCGUGAAACAAUAGACCGUCUAGAAGAGAGCAGCCGAGAACUGAAAACCGAACUUCAGAUACAAAUAAAUAAGAUAAAAGAGAUGGAGGAACUCAAGAACAAUCUGGCCAAGCAACUAUACUUCUAUAGGCAAGUGUUAUCAUCCAUGUAAAGGAGUUUAUUUUCAAAUUCUAACACGAAAUACCAGAUACUGUAUGUUGUAUUUUUUUUUUAUUAUACAGAGAGUGUGUAGAGAGACAACAACCUCAGGAGAUCCUACUGAUGGAAGAGAAAACCUGAUCGAUGAAGACGAACAUUGCCCAACGUUGCACAGUUUGGUAUUAGUGACAGAAAUUCUUCUUGGUGUUUCUACAGUAUGGUCUGAUUGUUUAAUUCUGAAAUGUAAAUAAUCUCUCAUUGCUCUGCCAUAAUGUUAACAGCAUAAACAUGCAUGUGGGUGCCCUUUAUAAAUAUUCCAAAGCAGGCAGAAGGUAAUAUGAAAUGUACCAGCACCACUCAGCCUCUCUACAAUGUCACAUCAGCAAGGAAUGUGAGAUGGAGACUGCCCAGAUUUUUAUCUGCCCACUUAAACAGAACUCUCUAGAUGUACCUGCACUGCUGACAGGGAUGUGAGUCAGAGUGGAGGAAAUAAAGCUUUUAUACACAG